UUUCAACGGCCACGAUCAGACCACCGAAUCAUCCCACCACCCACUCAUCCGGCAGUUCAUGGACGACAGCUGGCCCAAAACCCAGCUCUCCAUUUCCAUCCCCACCGACGGACUCAAAACCUCACCGCCGCCGCAGAGAUUAUCCGUCGACCUCGAAAUGGGCUUGGGGGUGGGCCCCCCAAAUUGGGUCCCGAUUUCUUGGGGGCCUUCCAUGGGAGGACCUCUCGGAGAAGUUCUACACAACAGUGCAAGCACAAGCGAAUGCAAGAACACCACCACUGCCGGCGCCGGCGCCACUAAGCCGUUGAAUCUGAUCGAUAGCUGGGAUAAUAGCCCUCGUUUGGCAUCUUCGCCGACGGGGGUUCUUCAGAGGGGGUCGUUUGUUUCGCUGUCGAACAGCAGUGGGGGCAGCAGCCCCCGAGGAGACGGUGGUGAGAGCAGCAGGAUUCUUGAUGGGCCGGGCCUUUUCAAUGGGCUUUUCUCAGGCCCGGUUCUUACCAAUCCAUCCCUCUAAUUAAUUAAUAUUAGCAUCCCAUCUUCAAUUUUUUUCCACUUAUUAAUUAAUUUUCCUAAUUAGAACUUAAUUGCUUCAUUUUAGUAGUAAGUGACUCUUGAUUGUAUCUUUUUUUAUUUAAUUGUUUGUUAUUUGGCAGAUUUUCUUUUCCCCCUAUAACCAUUUUGUUAGGAUGGUAGGAAGGAAGCAUAGCAUGGUUUGUACGUAGGUGGGGAUAAUGCUUUUAUUACGUACGGCGUCGUUUUGGUGUGGUUAUAUAUUAAUUAGUAAGUUAAAUGUUA
Messenger RNA from Erythranthe guttata (spotted monkey flower), 795 nucleotides. The record is from RefSeq and is a predicted model, not a curated record. NCBI's taxonomy places the organism in Eukaryota, Viridiplantae, Streptophyta, Magnoliopsida, Lamiales, Phrymaceae.